Messenger RNA from Sinocyclocheilus rhinocerous, 7638 nucleotides. RefSeq names its product protein transport protein Sec16A-like. NCBI's taxonomy places the organism in Eukaryota, Metazoa, Chordata, Actinopteri, Cypriniformes, Cyprinidae. Gene Ontology annotation, cellular component: ER to Golgi transport vesicle membrane; endoplasmic reticulum exit site. Gene Ontology annotation, biological process: Golgi organization. The record is from RefSeq and is a predicted model, not a curated record.
GACGCGCUCGGCCAAGAUGGCGGACAAGUGUCAGCCGCGGUGUCCUGUACUUUUCUGAGAAACUCAACUCCAGCCGCGCUCGUAUCGAGUUUUGUUUGUAUCUGUGCAUCUCGACUGGAAGAUAACGGAUCAAGACUGAAACGACACCAAUGGAAGGAGAUCUCCAGUAAGUGUAAACACUUUGGAGACCUGUGAGUGUAAACGAUGCAGCCCCCUCCUCGGACAGCCCCUCCUGGAGCUAGUGGACCUCCGCCUCCCUCUGGUGGACCAAAUGCCUUCAGAAGAACCAGACCUCACAAGCAUGGGGCUGCAGCUGCUAUGACACCAGCUGCCCCACCCACACAGCCAGUGACUGAUCCUUUUGCCUUUGGAAGACAAAGUUUUUCACCCAUGGCAGGGGGCAGCCAAGUUCCAACCACAAACAGCAACCCACUUCAUAUGCAAGGUCCUCCCCUGCCUGUGUUUAACCCGACGACUCCACCACAAGGGCCACCACCAGGAGCAGCGCAGGCAGCCUCUCCUGGCCCACCACCAAGAAUUUUUACACCUCAACCAGUUCUCCCAGGGUCUGCACCAAACUCCAAUCCUCCACCUGUAGAACCAGGAUACUUUAAUUCCCAAGAACCUAUGCCCUAUAUAGCACAAUUACCUAACCCUGCUUCUUCUUUCAGUUCUGGUUCAUCACAUCCACCCUUCACUGCCCCAACACCUCCAGUUCAAUCCCAGACUCCUUUUCAAUCCCAGCCAACGCCUCCCCUACCUUCUCACUGGGUGCCUGACCACAGAAGCCGCCCACCUUCUGUUCAGAACUACUUUCAGCCAACUAGUGAUCUCCCAUCUCAGCCUUUUCAAGUUCAAGCCCCACCCCCUGUGCCCUCUUCCCACACAGCCCCACCAUUGACACAAUUUCAGAAUCAAGGUCAGUCAGCUCAACCAAAUGUGACUGGGCCUGCUCCAACUCAGCAACUCAACUCCCACUUCCCGGCUCAGAAUUACUUCAGUCAGUCAGGUGGACCCUUAGAGCCAUGGUUCAAUCAAAACCCACAGGAUCCAUCUCAGCGUGCCUGCUCUGUCUCCUACUCUGAAGUUCCCAGUGAUUCCGGAACUCUCUCAAUGUGCUUUCGGGGCAAUGAUGUUGAAAAUGAAGAAACACUGUCAGGGGAGGGACGUGUAAAUGGGAUUCAUCACCCUUUCCAUUCGACGACUGAGUUCUCUGGUCCAUAUUUGAAUGACACUGGUAACAUUCGAGCCGGGGCAGGGCCAUGUGAUUCUGUGGAGAAUCAGGAAUGUGUUCCAAACCAGGAAGUGCUGCCUAGUGAGCCUCCUCCAAGCCAUGCCUUUGAGGGGGGGCCUAAUUUGGAGACACCUGACACUGGCCCUCGUCUUGCCCGCUCUGCAAGUGUUUCAUCCAGCUACAGUAACGUCAGUCACAGCAGUGGGCACGUUCCUCAGAGCGGCAGCCACAUCCCUCUGCGACAGCAAGGUGUAGUGGGAACAUUUAUCCAACAGGAAAGUCCCCGCCCACCAGAUCACCCUGCUUUGCAUCCCUCCACUGGUGGAUAUUUUGAACAGAUAGACUCCAACCCAGCUGCAGAGGCAAGUCCUACUUUCCCAACUCCUAGCCCACCUAAACCCGUUGGUGUGUUCCAAGCGAGUGCAAAUUCUUCCUUUGAGCCUGUCCGCUCACAUGGUGUAGGAGUUCGACCUGCUGAGGUUGAUCGUGCACGUGUGGUCAUGGAAAAGGGUGGAUGUGACAUGCAGCCUGGCAACCUAGAACAACCCCCGGAUAACUUGGAGACCAUUUACUUACCGGAACGCCGACCCUCAUCUCGAGCUCAGGGAGCACGACGCCCCAUUGAGAGUCCCGCUACUACACUCUGGGCUCAAAAUGACACUGCCAGUCUAGGUGCUAACAUACUGUUAGCCCCUGCAGCACCCUCGCUGGCUGCAACAUUUGUUCCAGCACAUCCAUCCGAAGUCAUCCAGCCACCAGAGGAUGGCCCUCUUGAUUUGCAUCCAGCGAACCUAGAUCCACAACCUCCCUCUGAAAAUCUGGAAAUUCCCCCAGACUCCACGCCUCAGACAAGUGUGGGAUAUGCCUCCUUGCUGGUGACCUCGCCUCCCGUAGAGGCCCUGAACCAACCUGUGUCGAUUGCGCCACCUUCCAGUUUGGUUUCCUCUCAAAACCUCUUACAACCCUUCAAUCAGACAAGUUCUCAAGAGACAGCAACACCUGUGCACCCACACCCUCAGUCUUCUGUGACCAAUCAAAUGCCUCAGAAUUCUCCUCCAACAAAUUUGCCACAGCCUCUUUUCUCUCAGACACCAGUAAACUUCAGCACUUCUUCCACUCAAUGUAUCUUGAAUCUAGCACGAGAGGCAAAAGAUGUUCAGCCCUCUGUUCAAGCAGCCCGACCCGUUCUCUCAAGGGCUCAGUCUCUUAGAAGUGAUAGCCAGUCUCUUCUGCCUUCUGUUUCUCAAGCUCUGACUUUUGCCCCUGCCACAAGUCACAAUGAAUCUUCAAAUUAUGAGCUGCUUGAUUUUUCUAUGCAUCAACCACAGUCCACGAAUCAGGUGAUGGUCCCAGCUGUCUCUCAGUCUGCCCAUCCUGCGGGCUUGGUGAAUAACACACCCGGCUUUUACCUGCAGGUCACCAAAGAUGCACAGCAGGGUGGGCAGUCUGACAGCGAGGCACUGCCCCUUCUGCAGAACUCAAACACCCCACGACCCUGCAGCAACCAACCUGUCAAAGAUCCAAUUCACACCUCCCACCCUGCCCAUCCACCUCCAGCUCAACACCAGCCUCCUCCACAUGCCCUGCCAACUCAACCUGGUGUCCCUCUCGGAUCUGCCCUACCUUCCUCUUACCCACCCCAGUCUGGGAACUCUGCCCCCCAGCCACUUCAAGAACCCCAAAGACCUCCUUCAUCUCUAGGUGAUCAAUCAGGUUAUGGUGCUCCUCCUGCGAUGCCACCUGGUCCGGGUUACGCAGGGUACUACCCGGGACCCUACCCUGAGUACCAGAAUGGAAGACUGCCGUACCCACCCCAGUACCCUAUGGAUCCCAGAUCUCAAAGCUACUAUCAGGAUGAUCCCUACCGUAGAGGAGAUCCUCGAUACGGAUGGUAUGAUGGUCAGAAUCCUGGCUACCGGGAGGCUGAACGUCAACCAGAGAGGCCAAGUUCUCAAACCAGCCAAUACUCAGACAGACCCAACUCCAGACAGGGGUAUCAAGAAGACUUUUCUAGAUCCAGCCGUAGUGCCUAUGAUGACUACUAUGCAAACUACUAUAAAAGACAGAAUGAUGCCUAUGGAGAUAGGAGCAGGUGGUAUGAUCCAAAUGCUGCUUAUGAUCCACGCUACAAAGCCUACUAUGAUCAAGCAUAUGGCUGGUACUAUGGAGAUGCCUACAACAACCAACAAUAUCAAAACAGGGGAAGAGAGGGCUAUGAUGAUCCAUGGCGAUAUUACCCUGGUUAUGACUCAAGCUUUGAUGAUGACUACCGGCGCCGUGAUCCGUACGCUGACGAUUUUGACCGCCGUUCGGUUCACAGUGAACGAUCAGCACACAGUGUCCAUUCAUCACACAGUCAACACAGUAGCUUCAGCUCACGGUCUCAACAGAGUCAAGUGUAUAGAAGUCAACCAGAUUUGGUCAGUGCAGCCUACGAUACCACUGGGACGACUCUUCCAGCGGAUUACACCUACAGCCAGUAUCCUAACCCUUCAGAUACUGCAGAUUACAGUCAGAUUUCUUACUCUACAGACAACACCUGGACUGCCCCAGAGCAGCCUCCUCCAAGGCCGUUGACCCCAGAGAAAUUUUCUAUUCCUCAUCGCUGUGCUCGGUUUGGUCCGGCUGGUCAGCUGAUCCUUGUCCAACCCAACCUGCCCUCUGCUGGUCAGCCUACACUUGUGGAACUCCACAGUAUGGAGAUGAUUCUGCAGGAUUCUCCAGAGCAGUCAGAAAUGCGUUCAUUCCCUGGCCCGCUCGUCAAAGAGGAGACUCAUAAGGUGGAUGUCAUAAAGUUUGCUCAGAACAAAGCCCAAGAGUGUUUGCGAAACGAUGACCUCAUCGACAAAGACUCCGCCUACCUCAUCUGGGAGUUCAUUGUGCUGCUGUGUCGCCAGAAUGGGACGGUAGUGGGCACAGACAUUGCUGACCUGUUACUAAAGGAGCAUCGCUCUGUCUGGUUGCCGGGAAAAUCACCCAAUGAGGCUAAUCUCAUCGACUUCAACAAUGAAGCAAUAGAGCAUGCUGAGGAGGAAGAGGCGGGGCCAGUAUCCCUUCUAUCAGACACUUUCAUGGGCGUGCCAGAGAAUGUUGGCAAGGAGACGGAGCGUUUCAGAGAACUACUACUAUUCGGCCGCAAGAAGGAUGCUCUGGAGUCUGCUAUGAAGAAUGGCCUGUGGGGUCACGCACUGUUACUGGCCAGUAAGAUGGACAACAGAACACAUGCCCGUGUCAUGACCAGAUUUGCCAACAGCCUGCCUAUUAACGACCCUCUUCAGACGGUGUACCAGCUCAUGUCAGGACGAAUGCCAGCUGCUGCUACUUGUUGUGGAGAUGAGAAAUGGGGCGAUUGGCGCCCUCAUCUGGCCAUGGUGCUAUCCAACCUCACACACACUCUAGAUCUUGACACCCGCACCAUUUCCACCAUGGGGGACACUUUAGCAUCUAAAAGUCUAGUGGAUGCAGCCCAUUUUUGUUACCUGAUGGCUCAGGUGGGUUUUGGUGUUUACACCAAGAAAAGCACCAAGAUGGUCCUUAUAGGUUCCAAUCACAGCUUGCCAUUUUUGAAGUUCUGCUCGUCAGAGGCGAUUCAGCGUACAGAAUCGUAUGAAUACGCUCAGUCUCUUAGCUCUCAGCCUCUCUCUCUGCCGAACUUCCAGGUGUUCAAGUUCAUCUACGCGUGUCGACUGGCGGAGACGGGAUUCUGCGCUCAAGCCUUCCAUUACUGUGAGGUCAUCUCACGCACCCUGUUGAGCCUACCUGAGUACUUCUCACCUGUGUUCAUCAGUCAGCUCAUACAGAUGUCUCUGAGGUUGAGGUUUUUUGACCCUCAGCUGAAGGAGAGACCAGAGCAGGAGUUGUUUAUAGAGCCUGAUUGGUUACUGCAUCUUAGACAACUCGAUGGGCAGAUCAAGGAUGGUGCGAUCACCUUACGUGCAGAUCACAGCACCUCACUGCUUUAUCACUGCAGUACGCCCAGUUCAGAAGACCACUGCAGCCCACCUGACCCCUCGACUCUGAACCCUGAUCCCCACAAUCCUCUCAUGGCCUCCCUUCUGCCCUCAGCUGGUGUUCAACUCGUGCCUCCAGCUCCUCCCACUAUUCUUCAGGAUGGUGCUGUCCCUCUGCAGCAGGCCCCGCCUUCGGGUGAAAGCGUUCCAUUCUACCCAGUGGCCCCGGGGCCACCACAGCCAAAUUUUGCAGCACCGUUCCAACCUGAAAUGCAUGAGCAAUACAUGCCCAUGCCACCCCAAAUACCCACACAAAUACCCCAACAAAUGCCCCCACAAAUUCCAACGUACAGCCCUACAGAAAUGCCUCCACAGAUGCCACCAGGAAUGCCACCUCAGAUGCCCCCGCCAAUGCCAGGGGCUGAACAUGGCUCUGUCCCUUCCUCUCCUCAGCAGUUCCCCCAGACGUCUCCCUCGUUCACUGCCCCCCCUCCACAAGGGAAGGACUUCUAUGAUGAAAUGGCACGCAUGGGCCCAGGCAGAAGAUCAAGAACCACUUCACAGUCAUCAGUGCAACUGACAUCAGGUCGUCGGUCUCGCACAACAUCAGAAUCGUCCAAUCAUUCUGGACGGGAGCGCAGCAGUUCUCUAGCCAAUCAGGGCUCUCCACCGCCCCCUCCUAUCCCAGAGGCUCCACCACAGGACGAACCCAAGAAGACCAAGAAAGACUCUCCCAAAAAAGGAGCGAGUGGUGGCUGGCUGACCUGGCUGUAUUCAAAGCGCAAGAGCGAAGCACAUCUGCCAGACGACAGGAACAAAUCUAUCGUCUGGGAUGAAAAGAAGCAGAAAUGGGUGAAUCUGGAUGAACCAGAGGAAGAGAGCAAACCCCCUCCUCCUCCACCUACCGGAUUCCCCAAAGCUCCAAUGGGAGGGAUGAGGCCACCAGGAGCGGGUGGUCCUGCAGGGGGGCCACCUGUUAAUAUGUUCUCCAGGAGAGCGGGUACUAAGAGCCGUUAUGUGGACGUGUUGAAUCCCGGUCGUGGAGGAUCUAAACCGGCAGCUGCAGUACCGCCUCCUGCUGACCUGUUUGCUCCUCUCGCUCCCAUGGCUAUGCCAGCCAACCUCUUUACACCAGCUGCAGCCCCAGAUGAGCAGCAGCAGCCGAUGGAGGGAAGCGUUCCAGAUGCCAGUGGAGAAAACACAGCGCAGACUAGUGCCACAGUGCCACAGAUGUUUAAUCCGAAUGCUUUGCCUCCUGGCCCAGAGGGAACCCAGUCUGGAGAGCUGUCACGUUCUAGCUCAAUGAGUUCUCUAUCUCGAGAAGUGAGUCAGCAUUUAAAUCAGGUUCCCGCUCAGCCGCCAGCGCAAGGAGCUCCACCUGCAGGAGGCGUGACAUUUUAUAACCCCUCCCAGUUUGCACAGUCUGUUCCCACAAGCCGCGCUCGACCUGGUCGUCUGGGACAGAGAGGAUACCCCACACUGAAAUAACAGUAUCGCUGUAGUUCUAGAUCAAACUGUGGUUCUAGACCAGAUCGGACUGAAGUUUGGUUCCUGCCUGGACUCCUGGAAGCGUUGGCAUGCGGCCCUCAGCCUCCCAAAUAACAUUGUCGCUGUCAUAAUCAUGGUUUCCCAUCUGUGCUGAAGUCUGAGUGAACGGAUCAUUCUUCAUUUCUCCUUCUAGACUCAUCGUACCCGUUACGGUCUAACUCUAUCCUCUUGUUCUGUGUUUGUACGGACUGGGCGGCACUUCCUCAACGUGAGCAGUGUGAAUAUACGUGCAAUAUGUCAAUUUUUAGCCCUGUGUAGUUUGAUUUCCUUUAGUAGUCUGCUCAUUUCAGCAGGGUGAAUGCGAGUGCAUGUGAGCGCGCGUGCUUGUGUGUGUGGGGAGGAAAUGUGGGCGUGUCUUGCUGAUGGAAGGCAGCCAAUGCAUGAGUUAGAGGGCGGUCUGGCCUGUUGUCAUGGGAACAGUGCAGCAUACCAGAAUGUUUUAGAUAUUUAUUAAGCUUCCUGUCGGAAUGAAACAGUCGAAAUGCUGUUGCCGGACAGGAUCCAUACAUCAGAGUGAGUUUGUGUACGCAUAGUCAUGACGUGCUAAACGAAUUCAUCUCUUUUUCCAUCUCCUGAUCGAAUCCUUAAUUUUGCCAGUAGCGAAGAAUCAUACAGUUAUAUGAUUUACCAAAAUCCUGUGAUCAUUGUGUGUGUUAUGCUCAUAAAAUAUCAUUUAUUAUUUUCCUGGCUUCAUCUCGCUCUCUGAUCGGUCGUCUUCGUGUCUCUUAAUCACACGCCAUUAUUCCUUUGCUCUUUCCGGGGUUCUUGUUCCCAUGGUAACAGCGGGGUUUUAUAAUUCCGAAGGUCUGCUCUAUUUGAAGGAAGCUCAGACUUUUCCAGUGCGUUUAGAAAUUGACUGUACAAUUCUUGAUAAAGUGAUAAUAAAGAUAUUUUUGAGCUCUUUAA